CUUUAUUUAAACAGUCUGCUUGGUCUGGUUUCAUUUUGCUAUAUUGUUCUCUUUUUCUCUGUGCUAGGGUUUUAUUUGUCUCCGCAUAAAGAAAACUAGGGUUUGUGUGUGAGGUAGGAAUGGGCAGGUAUCGAAGCCGGAGCAGAAGCUAUAGUCCUCGGCGACGAAGCAGAACCCCGCCGCCACCUCCGUCGCGUGGUCGCAAGCGCUAUGUCGAUGACCGGUACGGUGACAGCAGGUCAUACAGGGACCGCCGCUCACCUCUUCCUUCUGGUUUACUCGUUCGCAAUCUUCCCCUUGAUGCCAGGCCCGAGGACCUUAGGAUCCCUUUUGAGCGCUAUGGUCCUGUGAAGGAUGUUUAUCUACCCAAAAAUUACUACACUGGUGAACCACNGGGCUUUGGAUUUGUGAAAUAUCGAUAUGGUGAAGACGCAGCUGAGGCAAAACAACAUCUUAAUCACACUAUCAUUGGUGGACGUGAAAUAAGAAUUGUUUUUGCUGAGGAAAACAGGAAAACUCCUCAAGAAAUGCGUCUUAGUUCUCGAGGAAGAAGGAGAAAUCGAUCUAGAUCCCCACAACGUCGACAUCGCUCCUAUUCUCGGUCUCCAUCACCUGCUAGGGAUGAUUCAAGGUAUGGGUUUUUGCCAAUAACAGUCUUAUUUUCAUUUUAUUUAUUUUUAUUUAGCAGGCUUGUAAUUUUGGGAUAUUUUUGCGUGAACUACUAUCUAAUUUGACUAAAAUGAUGGUGGUGCUACAUUUUAUGGUAUUUGGGAUACUGAAACAGUAUUUAUUGGAGUUUAGAAAUACUUACACUUUCUAAACUGUGACUUGUGACUGUUUUCAUUUGAGCUGCAUUAUGACAGUUUUCAAAUAAUCACAAAUGAAUAUAACAUAUUAAUGAGAUGUUUGAUUGCGUUAUGGUCCGAGUUGCUCAGCAGAGCUUUAGGUGGUGAAAGUGAAUGUUGAUGUUUUGUCACGAAUGUAAAUAAACCACGGAAGAAGAGUUUUGCGGGCUGAUUUUUUACUUAUUUGAAACCUUUCUUGUUUCUGUUGCCACGCAGUCUUAUGGAAGUUGGAACUGUGAUAUUCUUACUAACCUGAAACCGUUUCUGGUUUUGAGUAAUUAACUGUCUUUACCAUACACCCAAUAUUUCUCUUUGAACUGGAUACGUCCUUUAUUAUUAAUAGGUUUCGUGUCAAGGCCUCUACUUUAUGUUGUUUACGUUGCACAAUGGAGUGAAACUAAUGUCUUUUAGUUUAAUUAAUGAUGUAUUUCAUUUGUUUGGGUGUUUGUUUGGAAGUUUCAAUGUUGCCCUCGAUCUUAUUGAAAAUAUCUUUUAGCAGAACACUUACUGAGUUCGUUAUUAGGUUCGUUUUCUAAUUUAACAGUAUGUCUUGGUGUUCUGUUAGUGUCUCUGUACUGAUUGACAGUCAAAGAAGCUACCUGAUUUAUAUUGAUGUUGAUAAUUCUACUGUUUCCUUCAGCUAGAGUAUAAUUUCCAGGUUUACUUACACUUAGAAGGGCUCCCAGUCAUUUGACGUUGACAACGCUCCUUUAAUGUGUUUAAAUGAAUUGAAUGAUAUCUGCU
Messenger RNA from Vigna radiata var. radiata (mung bean), 1589 nucleotides. RefSeq names its product serine/arginine-rich SC35-like splicing factor SCL28. Gene Ontology annotation, cellular component: nuclear speck; cytoplasm. The record is from RefSeq and is a predicted model, not a curated record. The transcript has 5 exons. Gene Ontology annotation, biological process: mRNA splicing, via spliceosome. Gene Ontology annotation, molecular function: RNA binding. NCBI's taxonomy places the organism in Eukaryota, Viridiplantae, Streptophyta, Magnoliopsida, Fabales, Fabaceae. The coding region runs from base 120 to 734 and encodes 204 amino acids.